Messenger RNA from Hydractinia symbiolongicarpus, 2345 nucleotides. RefSeq lists its product as uncharacterized. The transcript has 4 exons. Bases 461 to 1855 code for a protein of 464 amino acids. The record is from RefSeq and is a predicted model, not a curated record. Lineage: Eukaryota; Metazoa; Cnidaria; Hydrozoa; Anthoathecata; Hydractiniidae.
AAACAUUAAUACAAUUCUGUUAAGAACGCAGUUUUUCUUUCAGGAAACAUAAAACACAAGAACAGAAUUAAACAUAUAAUGGAGGAAUAAUAUAACAAGUAUAAAAUAAUAUGAUAAUAGUGUUGUUUAACAUGGCUGUAUUUGAAACAGAGUAUAGAUCAGAGAUUCGCGAAUAGUAAUAUGUUUUGGUUGUAUAUAUGAGGAUUGGAUGUUAAGAAAUAUCAUUUGUGAACAUUUUUGAUUUAGCAUCUGGAAAAUAUAAAAAGAUUUUGUGAUCUACUUGUGAUCUUUAAUUUAGAAAAAUUGAAAAUUAAGAUCUUUAGGGUUUAUUAAACUGGAAAACUUUCAGUAGACAAAUAGGCCUGUGUACCAAGUUGCUUGAAAAACUUUGACAGGACACAAAAAAAUUAUAACCAACAAACAUAUGAAGAAUUAAUUUCAUACAGCAUCAAAAAAGGAGAUGAAAUUCUUCAAGCGCAUCAACUCCUCAGGAGAACUUCUAUCUUCGAAAAAGUCCGAAGAGAUCUCUUUAAAAACUUGCCUCGAUCACUUCAGUACUUAUGGAAAAAUAGGCAAAACAAUAAUUGACAAUCAUAAAUAUGUUAUAAAUAAAUUGGGAAAAGAAUACGACAACCUCACUUCUCAUGAUUUUGAUAAAGAGUUAAAUAAGGAAUUAAUUAGGGACAGAGCAAUCAGGAAAUAUGAAGUAGAAGCAGAAGAUUUUUAUUUAAGUAAUGCAGAGUGGUUUCCAAGGAUACGUACUGUAAAAUUUAACGAAGAUGAAGAGACAGGCAGUAUUGACAGUGAUGUUUCGGACUUCAUACAAGAUGGAUUCGCUGGUCCAUUUUCUUGGGAAACUAAGUCCUUACAAGAAUUGAGAUUUCCUCCAACGCCAGAAGCUGAAAGAAAAAAUAAAAACAACGCUAACACAAAAAACAAAAAGAACAAGAACAAGAAAGCCAGUUCGACCGACCUUACGACGAAUGAUCAUCGAAAUUAUGAGACCCUGGAAGAACUUCGGGAAAGGUUAUAUAAAAAUUACAACGAAGCAAAGGUGCAGCGCGAAAAAUACUUAAAUAUAAACAGCGUAAAAACGAAAGAAGAAAUCGCUCAGAAAAGCAUAAACGGUUAUCGAAACAAAAAGAAAACAGGUCAGAAUAUAUAUAAAAAUUACAAAACAACUCAAGAUGGCGACCUUCCGCAACAAAACGGCGCCUCAAAAAAACAAAAUGGCGAGCUUAAUCAUCAAAAUGGCGGUGCCUUACAACAAAAUGUAGGUUCACAAAUCCAAAGUGGCGGCCUAAAACAAGAAAGCAAUAUAUCUAAGGUUAAUAUUGAAGAACAAUAUAUUAAACGACAAAAUUCACAAAGCACAACAACUAACACGAAAGCCGAGGCUCAACCGUUAAAAAGUGCCUCCUCAAACAGCUUCACAGCAGAGCUCUCAUCCGCCAUCAUGAAACAUGGUAGUUCAGGAUCUAGUAUUGUAACCAACACUCCGCGUAGUACAAGUUCCUACAGUGUAAAGAGUGAUUUGGAUAUAACGAGUAAAAACGACAAUGACAUUUUGUUUGCCAAUGGAGAUGUAAACGAGAAUAUUAGCUCGGCAGAAUUGACAAGAAAAAGCAGCACGAGAAGUCGGAAAAGAAGCGGUAGUAAGUCGGGAAGUAUGAAACGAAGAAAUAGUCUAAAGAAAAGCGCGUCCCCUUCAAAAACCAGCUCAGACAAUUCUCUUGUUAUGGAAAACUCGUUAGCAAACGAUAAAGAUGAUGUUGGGCUGUCUCUGAAAAGCAGUACUGAAGAAAAGAAUCCAGAUGGUCUUAAUAAUAUCAUGGACAUGCUGGCAAACUGGUAAGAUGGUCUCCUUGAUAUCACUCUUCAUUGAUGACGAUAAAAAGAUGGAACAUCCUUCAUAUAUAGCUAAAAAGAGCAGGAAAGCAUAGGAACGAAAAUACCUUUUAAAAAAGGCAAAGAAUAAUGUCAGAAAAGAAGUCCUUAAUUUAAUGGGAUGAAUACCUUGUGAUGCCAUAGUAUUUUACCUUUAUUAAAUUAUACGCCUACCAAUUUAGAGUUAGCUAAGAUACAUUAUUUUUCGCAUUUCCCUUUUCAUGCAUUAUUUUCAAAGUUUUGGCAAAGAAUUCUUGUCGCGAAAAAGAAAAUGUCGUAAACAACAACUCUUACGGCUACUUUGUCUCGUACUAAAACUUUCCUUAAAACUUGAACACGGCCCUGUCUUCUCUGUUGCUCGUUGAAACUUUUAGGAAAAGAUUGUUUCUGUAUUAUAUGCAAACUUAGUUAAAUAUAAAUAAAUAAACGAAUAAAUAAAUAUAAAUAUUUUUGUACAA